This is a messenger RNA of Exophiala bonariae, 1662 nucleotides long. RefSeq lists its product as uncharacterized. The transcript has 2 exons. Gene Ontology annotation, cellular component: fungal-type vacuole membrane. The record is from RefSeq and is a predicted model, not a curated record. NCBI's taxonomy places the organism in Eukaryota, Fungi, Ascomycota, Eurotiomycetes, Chaetothyriales, Herpotrichiellaceae. The coding region runs from base 1 to 1662 and encodes 553 amino acids.
AUGGCCGGCGAUCGCUUUGCUCCCCAUCAACACCACGACUCCCUGGCACACGACCAGUUUGAGAUGGACGACACGAGCAUCUCUCACACCUCCUCAAUUCAAAGACUCGCCAGCAACAAUGACAACGAAGACCCCAUUCCGUCGAAAAAGUCGGGGGUCAAGGGUGUCGCGCGACACACCCUGGGGCUCCUCCUCCUUCUCUGUGUCGUUUUUCUCUGGACAACGUCCAAUUUUUUGGGCAGUAGCAUUUUCGCCGACAAAUCUUAUGCGAAACCUUUCUUCCUGACAUAUCUCAAUACAUCCAUGUUCAUGCUGGCCAUGAUACCUACAUUACUACGUUCGGCAUACCGACAACAUAAACGAGGAACACCGUACAGCACAUUACGAUCGAAUCUAUCGCGGAAUAAAGGAUAUAGACCGCUGGCCGGAACCACCGGUGAAGAGUCAGAGUCGCAGGCCUUCAUACACAAAUCUCCCACCACAGAUCACGAUGCGAACGGGAAUACCAAGAACCUGGGCAUCAUAGCGACCGCCCGUCUCUCCCUUGCCUUUUGUUUCCUAUGGUUUCUCGCAAACUACUUUGCCAUGGCCUGUUUGCAGUAUACCACCGUCGCUUCCACCACUAUCCUUACUUCCACCUCGAGUUUUUGGACACUACUCAUCGGAGCCGUCACUGGCGUGGAGCGUUUCACCUGGCGCAAGUUUUUCGGCGUUAUGGGUUCCUUCAUCGGCAUUAUCCUGAUUUCCAGCGUUGAUUUUUCGACCAGUCCAGAGUCUUCCGAUCCGCCUCCCAGUAGUGACAAUACCCUUAGUCUACUUCGGAGGGCGAUUGACAGUUUUCCAGACAAGACAUCAGGGGAACUGGCCCUCGGUGACGGGCUCGCGCUCUUCUCCGCCGUUAUAUACGGCAUUUACAGCAUCGCUCUGAAGAAGAUGACCAUCAAAGCAUUGCCACGACAAUUGAACAUGCCUCUAUUCUUCGGCCUCGUGGGAACUUUCAACAUCUUCUUACUAAGCCCUCUUUUCCCCAUUCUUCAUUACACCGGCAUCGAACCCUUUCAGCCACCACCCUCGGCGCACAUCUGGAUGGUCCUUCUCGUCAAUAGCGUGAGCAGUUUAUUGAGUGACAUCUGCUGGGCAUAUGCGAUGGUUCUGACAAGUCCACUGGUGGUCACCGUGGGACUGAGUUUGACCAUUCCGCUGAGUCUGGUGGGUGAAAUGGUUCUGCAAGGGCGGUACGAGGGUUGGAUAUACUGGGUUGGCGCCGGGAUUGUGGUGGGCAGUUUCUUGUUUGUGGACCAUGAGGAACGAGAGGACGAAAACCAGGAAGCGAGGCAUCCGUCUUACACCGACAGUUAUGCUGCCACGGACGGACUUCUACCCCAACGCGACGUUACAGAUCGAGCUAGACAUUCCAGCUCACAAGAUUCAAUUAUUGAGGAAGACUCGCUGGUAGCCCGGCACGACGCAACGCCAGUACAGGCCGGACGAUCCUCGACGGCAGAGAGGCCGGGGCACAUUCGCAGAAGAUCUUCCGGUGUCAUGGAGACCCUAUCUGCUCAAGCUGGACUACAAAACAGCGUUCCUUCGGCUCCACGGAGGAGUCAGGAGAACCAUGGAGUUGAACAUGAUCUGUUGGAUAAUACGGAUGAUGACAGAUAG